CCCUUAAACAAAAGUCCAAAAGGCGCAGCACCCUCUUGGCCUCUCCUCUCUCACAGUCUCACUCAGCCACUCUCCUCCUUCCUCUCAUCGAGCUCCUCCCUCACUUCCUCACUCCCUCACUUCCGUCUCUCUGGCCUCUGAACGAACACACUGAAGAACGCAGAGAAGAGAACUCGAACGCAGCUUGGAGGAAGCACCGAAGCAGCCCUCCAUCUCGUCGCCCUUGUUCGCCGCGCGUCCGCCUCCUUUUUGGCCAACCCUUGUUCUGCCCGUGUGCGAGCUGCUUAGCCCUCUGUUCAGCCCUCUACGCCGCGUGUUCGAGCCUCUGUUCAGCCUCUGUUCCGCCGCCUUUCAGCCACCGUUCCGCCGUUGUUCCGCCUCCGUUCAGCCAUCUCCGUCGCGUUUUAAAGCUCCUCCCUCUUCCUGUGCUGUUUGAAUUUCAGAACUGCCCCAUCCCAGGAUUGUAGAAAGAAGAAGACUGAUGAUGUCUGGAUACGUUAGACGUACGUUGUCCUGUAGGAACUUUUUUAUGCUUCGGAGCUCUGCUCUUCAGGGUUUUGAUGCCACUCACAUUAUCAGAUCACCAAUUAACACUCAGAUCUUUGAUAACAAUAGAGAUUUAUCAGUUCCAGCAGCUAAUUUUAUCAUAGAAAGUCGCAGAUCCUUUGCUAAAGGAAGGAGGUUAAAGGAUGAAGCCGGUGUCAGUACCAUUGAAGUUCCACCAAAUGUUGGGCCUAAUAUCAAGGCAAGUGCUAUGUCACAGAUGGAGGCUGCAAUGGCUGCGCUAUCAACUGAACUAAGCAAACUACGAACUGGAAGGGCCUCUCCAGGAAUGCUGGACCACAUUAUUGUAGAAACUGGUGGUAUUAAGAUGCCUUUGAAUCGGAUUGCUGUUGUUUCAGUCAUGGAUCCAAAAACAUUAUCUGUUAAUCCCUAUGAUCCAGAGACACUUAAACAAUUAGAGAAUGCCAUUGUUUCAUCACCAUUGGGGUUAAAUCCUAAAGCAGAUGGUGAGAGAUUAAUUGCCGUUAUCCCACCAUUGACCAAAGAGCACAUGCAGGCCAUGACUAAGUUGGUUGCUAAAUCUUGUGAAGAUGCUCGACAAAGUAUUAGAAGAGCACGACAAAAGGCAAUGGAUGCAAUUAAGAAAUUGUAUUCAAGCCUCCCAAAGGAUGACAUAAAAAGAUUGGAGAAAGAGGUUGAUGAUUUGACCAAAAAAUUUAUCAAGAAUGCAGAAGAUACAUGCAAAGCAAAGGAGAAAGAAAUUAGUCAAGGUUGAUUUGUAGUUUCAUUGCUAACAUCGUUGAAGCUUGACUGUCUUAUCUGUCGUUACUCGUUAUACGUAGGAAUUUGUUGGUAUUCUGGCAAUUUUUUGAAUAUACAUAAAAUGAGCAUGGCAA
Messenger RNA from Arachis duranensis, 1400 nucleotides. RefSeq lists its product as uncharacterized. Lineage: Eukaryota; Viridiplantae; Streptophyta; Magnoliopsida; Fabales; Fabaceae. Gene Ontology annotation, biological process: translation. Gene Ontology annotation, molecular function: ribosomal large subunit binding. The coding region runs from base 482 to 1279 and encodes 265 amino acids. The record is from RefSeq and is a predicted model, not a curated record. Gene Ontology annotation, cellular component: mitochondrion. The transcript has 9 exons.